This is a messenger RNA of Sycon ciliatum, 3414 nucleotides long. Its product is annotated as 2-oxoglutarate dehydrogenase complex component E1-like. The coding region runs from base 76 to 3051 and encodes 991 amino acids. Gene Ontology annotation, biological process: tricarboxylic acid cycle. Lineage: Eukaryota; Metazoa; Porifera; Calcarea; Leucosolenida; Sycettidae. The transcript has a single exon. Gene Ontology annotation, molecular function: oxoglutarate dehydrogenase (succinyl-transferring) activity; thiamine pyrophosphate binding. Gene Ontology annotation, cellular component: oxoglutarate dehydrogenase complex; mitochondrion. The record is from RefSeq and is a predicted model, not a curated record.
AUUUUGCGAUAAGAAUUUGAAGUACAAGUGUAUUCAGCGCGUUGCGGACGUUGCAGUUGUCUUCUUCCUGCAGCCAUGCUUCGCGCUGGUAGUGUUUUGCGGCGGCUUUCACGUUGCCAAAAUGUCUCUGGACGAUGUGCAAGCCAGGUGGCCAAGGAAGUCACUCGUGAGCCAUUCCUCAAUGGCAGCUCGGGUGUAUACGUGGAAGAAAUGUACGAAUCAUGGUGUAAGGACAACAAUAGUGUUCACAAAUCGUGGGAUGCGUUCUUCAAAGCAGCUCGUGCUGGAGCACGGCCUGGAGAGGCACACGCUCGUCCUCCUACGGCUUCCGGUGCAUCCUUGCCUAUGAGUAAGGGAGUAUCGGAGGAGAAGCUGCAAAGCAUUGUGGAUGAUCAUUUAUCUGUGCAACAUCUUAUUCGUGCCUAUCAAAUUCGUGGUCACAACAUUGCCAGUCUUGAUCCUUUGGGCAUUCUGGAUGCUGAUCUGGAUAAUACCACGCCGCAGGACCUGUUGUCGUACACAAAUCGCUUUACAUCCUCGGAUAUGGAUCGUGUAUUUCGUUUACCUAGUAGCACGAAGCUGGGUGGUGGAGAAGAUCAGCUACCACUUGGUGAAAUACUGAAGAGACUUCAGCAGAUCUAUUGUAAGAAUGUUGGUCUGGAGUAUAUGUUCUUACAGAGCAAAGAGCAGUGUGACUGGAUUCGUGAAAGGUUUGAAACACCCGGCUGCAUGGCACUGAGUGUCGAGGAAAAGCGUAUAUUGAUGGCUCGUCUUAUCCGCUCAACUCGCUUUGAGGAGUUUCUGGCGCGCAAGUGGACGAGUGAGAAGAGGUUUGGCUUGGAGGGAUGUGAAGUUCUCAUUCCGGCUCUGAAGCAAGUGAUUGACACGUCCAGCUCUCUCGGUGUUGAUAGCUUUGUUAUGGGUAUGCCGCAUCGUGGCAGACUGAACGUCUUGGCCAAUGUAGCUCGCAAGCCACUGGAUCAGAUCAUCGCCCAGUUUGACUCAGCAUUGGAAUCUGGCGAAGAAGGAUCGGGUGAUGUCAAGUACCAUCUAGGGACUUAUCAAGAACGUCUCAAUCAUGCAUGCAACAAGCAGAUCAAAAUUUCACUUUGUGCAAACCCCAGUCACUUGGAGGCCGUAGACCCAGUCGUUCAGGGGAAAACACGUGCCGAGCAGUUCUACGGUGAGGACCAUAGUGGUGAGAAGUCAAUGAGUAUCUUGAUCCACGGCGAUGCUGCAUUCUCCGGCCAGGGUAUUGUCUACGAGACAUUCCACUUGAGUGACUUGCCGGAUUACAGCACCCACGGCACGAUCCAUGUGGUUGUCAACAAUCAGAUUGGCUUCACAACCGACCCACGCAGCUCGCGCUCGUCUCCCUACUGCACAGAUGUAGCUCGUGUCGUUGGCGCUCCUAUCUUCCAUGUGAACGCCGAUGACCCCGAGGCAGUGAUGCAUGUGUGCAAGGUGGCUGCUGAAUGGAGAAAGCACUGGAAGAAGGAUGUGGUGAUUGAUUUAGUUUGCUACCGGCGCAAUGGUCACAAUGAAGUGGAUAACCCCAUGUUCACUCAGCCACGCAUGUACCAGACCAUUCAGAAGCACCAGUCCGCACUCGAUCUCUAUCGUGAGAAGAUUGUCAGCGAUGGUACGGUCACACGUGAUGAGUAUGAUGCUGAGCUGAGUAAAUACGAUCAGAUCUGUGAGACGGCUUUCACUGAGGCAAGGAAUCAAGACCACCAGGUUGACAAGUGGCUCGACUCACCUUGGAAAGGUUUCUUUGCCAAGGGUGGCAGUCCUAUGCCAGAUGUACCCAGCAGCGGCGUACCCAUGGAACAACUCAAACACAUGGGCAAGAUAUUCAGCACUGUGCCAGCUGACUUCACCAUCCAUGGCGGCUUGAAGCGUGUUCUCGGACAGCGUGCAGAGAUGUUGGAGAACGGCUUGGUGGACUGGGCUGGUGGUGAAGCUAUGGCUAUUGGUAGUCUGCUUAUGGAUGGCAAUCAUGUUCGCUUGAGUGGCCAAGAUGUGGAACGUGGUACCUUCUCCCAUCGCCAUCAUGUUUUGCACGAUCAGAAGAUAGACCGCAAGGAGUUCCGACCUCUAAACAACCUGUCUCCGGAUCAAGCGGUCUACACUGUGUGCAACAGCUCUCUUUCAGAAUAUGCUGUACUGGGAUUUGAGCUCGGCUUCAGCAUGACCAACCCCAACAGCCUGGUGGUAUGGGAGGCUCAAUUUGGUGACUUCAACAACACCGCCCAGUGCAUUAUCGACCAGUUCAUCAGCAGUGGCCAGACCAAGUGGGUACGUCAGAGCGGUCUCGUCUUGCUUCUACCCCAUGGUUAUGAAGGCAUGGGCCCAGAGCAUAGCAGUGCACGGCCGGAACGCUUCCUUCAAAUGUGUAGUGACGAUGCUGACGUCAUACCCACACCUGUUGAUGGGCGCACGCUUGACAUGCAGCAGCUACAUGACAUCAACUGGAUUGUAGCCAACUGCAGUACUCCAGCCAGCUUCUUCCACAUCCUGCGACGACAGCUGCAGCUUGAUUUCAGAAAGCCGCUCAUCAUCUGUACACCGAAGAGUCUGUUGCGCCAUCCUGAUGCGCGCUCAUCCCUUGAUGAGAUGUGCGAGGGCACGCAUUUCCGUCGUGUUUUACCUGACCCGGAACUCCCGGAAGGCAGCGCCUCUAUCAAGCGUGUCAUCUUCUGUACUGGCAAGGUCUAUUAUGACUUGGCCAAGGAGAGGCAGCGUCUGGGCGAGGAUACCAAUGUUGCUCUUGUUCGCAUUGAGCAACUCUGCCCCUUCCCGUAUGAUCUUAUCCAAGAGGUGGAGGCUAGCUAUCCUAAUGCCUCGCUCAUGUGGGUACAGGAGGAGCCCAAGAAUCAGGGCUACUGGCAGUAUGUGCAAGCUCGCUUCAAUACAGCACUUGUCAACUCCAGCAAGUCUCCCAUCUGCUAUGUCGGCCGCGCUCCCUCAGCUGCUCCUGCUACCGGUUCCAAGAAAACGCAUCAGAAUGAGCUUGACAGCCUGCUUCACGGUGCAUUCACCGGCUGCUAAGUCUUGGAGUUGCAUAUAAUAUGUGUGUUUGUGUGUGUGUGUGUGUGUGUGUGUGUGUGUGUGUGUGUGUGUGUGUGUGUGUGUGUGUGUGUGUGUGUGUGUGUGUGUGUGUGAGACAGUAUAUGCGGCUGUGCUUGUGUGGAACGUGUAUGGAUUUUUAGAUUCAAUUGAUGAUUUAGUCAUAUUUUUCUCGAUUUCAUUUUGUAUUUGCACCUAUUUACAGCAUGUAGAACGUAUAAUUCGUCUCCCCCCCCCCCUCUCACUCACUCAUGCACAUACGACCACUAUAAGUAUAAGUAUUGUAGACAAGACUAUUUCAUCCAUCCCCUGUAUUUUGUCAUUGAAACCACUGAUCAACAGUCA